Molecule: messenger RNA, 1722 nt
Organism: Radiomyces spectabilis
Lineage: Eukaryota; Fungi; Mucoromycota; Mucoromycetes; Mucorales; Radiomycetaceae
Product: S-adenosylmethionine decarboxylase
Exons: 3
Coding region: 205-1542 (445 amino acids)
Biological process (GO): spermine biosynthetic process; spermidine biosynthetic process
Cellular component (GO): cytosol
Molecular function (GO): adenosylmethionine decarboxylase activity
Source: RefSeq, a predicted model, not a curated record
CACACUCUAUCUGUUACACUUUUUUUUUGCUCUUUAUUUGAUCUCUUUUAUCUCAACUUUUUUUUAAUUACCCCACAACCAACCCACACACCCAAAACAAAAACCUCACCGCGUUAACGCCUACUCCGUACUCUCGUCGCUUGCUCGUCGUUGGUUCCCCCCCUGGAAAAUACAUAUAUACAAAGAAAACUGACUCACAAAACAAUGGUCCUUGAAGAAUUGCCUCUUCCCACCGCUCCUCCUCCCUCGGGAGCCAACUACUCUGCAGAACAAGGCUGCUUUGAAGGCCCCGAAAAACUACUUGAAAUUUGGUUCGCUCCGGCUCCCACCUCGCACAACAGCCACUCGUUGGCUGAUGCUUCGGAUUCGGAUAUGUCGGAUAUCUCGACUCCAUCAACUCCUACUACUACCACCUCUACUCUCCAUGGUCUUGGCGCUAGUGAUCUUCGAUCGGUGGAAAAAUCGGUGUGGGAUGCCAUGCUGGCUACCGUGAAAUGCACCGUGUUGAACGUGUUGCGUAAUGACUUUGUGGAUGCUUAUUUGCUAAGUGAAUCUUCAAUGUUUGUGUACCCUCACAAACUGGUGAUCAAGACUUGCGGCACAACUACGCUUCUGAAGGCUUUGCCCUACAUCAUGGAAAUCGCUCGUCUUCGUUGUGGUUAUGAUACGGUCCAUCGCUUGUUCUAUUCUCGCAAAUCAUUCAUGUUUCCCGAAAAGCAACCGGGUCCUCACCACAGUUGGGAUGCCGAAGUUCAAUAUCUGGAUGAUCACUUUGAUAACGGUGCUGCUUACGUGAUUGGCGACACCAACAUUGAUCAGUGGUAUCUUUAUUUGACCGGUGUGAACCCUGGCUCGCUUCGUAGUAGCCAUUUGGACCAACUGAUGGCUGAAACGGAUGGUUUGAAUUGGAUGGCGUCUAAAAAUUGGUCCAAGAUGCAGCAAGUACGCUCGGUGUUGCAUGCUGAUCUCGGUUAUUUCCAACGAGGAUAUUCGGGCCAUGAUGAGACGAUUGAAAUCUUGAUGACUCAGCUCGAUCGGUCGGCCAUGGAACCCUUCUAUCACCAACUGGACGAACCUUCGGGCUUGGUAGGCGGUCGACGUGUGGAUGCUGACACGGGUCUUGAGGCCAUCUAUCCGGAUGCCAAGGUGGAUUCCUUCUUAUUUGAACCUUGCGGUUACUCUGCCAACGGUCUGCAAAAGGAUGGCUAUUACACGAUUCACGUCACCCCCGAGCCUCAGUGCUCGUAUGCGUCCUUUGAAACCACCAUCCCUGUCUCUUCCUCUCAUCCCAAUCCUCAGCACUGCGAUGCCACGUCUGCUCGUACUCUGAUUCGCCAAGUGAUCAAUGUAUUCCAGCCUGGCUCUUUUACGGUGACCUAUUUUGCAUCCCAUACCCCCAAAGAAGACAACAAUAUUCACAAGCUGGUGCGUACCAUGGCUCCCUUUGACGGUUACAAACGUAAAGAUCGCAUUCUUUAUGAAUUUGAAGGCUAUGACUUGAUCUUUGCCCAUUAUACACUUUUGCCAUCCAACAAGGACUGAAAAAAAUAUAUCACCUUUUUAAAUAAAAAUGUUAUCGUCCUUGCAAAUAUUCGAAUCCGCAUUUUGUUGUGCAGAUUGCGCUUGGUAUGAACGUUGUACUGUAUAUUCAUCGUGACUCGUCCUAAAUUGCGCUGUCGUUCUGUCCUUUAAUUACAUCGGGCCAACGAGUAUUUCAUUCAA